Molecule: messenger RNA, 1270 nt
Organism: Populus trichocarpa (black cottonwood)
Lineage: Eukaryota; Viridiplantae; Streptophyta; Magnoliopsida; Malpighiales; Salicaceae
Product: ricin B-like lectin R40G3
Exons: 4
Coding region: 1-981 (326 amino acids)
Source: RefSeq, a predicted model, not a curated record
AUGGAAUUCCCUCCCGGCCACCACUCUAACACUCAUCACCACCGAAGAAACGAUGAUGAAGAAGAGAGAAGAGAGAAUUACCCGCCACCAGACACUACCCCACCACCACCAUCUUUCCACCAACCACCACCUCCCUCCUCACACUACUAUCAAGAACCUCCACAACCACCAUCUUUCCACCAACCACCACCUCCCUCCUCACACUACUAUCAAGAAUCUCCACAACCACCAUCUUUCCACCAACCACCACCUCCCUCUUCACACUACUAUCAAGAACCUCCACAACCACCAAGACCAUAUUUUCAAGAAGCUACCUAUGCACCUUCACCACCACCUCCAUUUCAAGAAACUCAAGUCAUUCGCACAUCUCAUCACUAUCCACCACCACCAACACAGGUGAAUCAUGUUUCUCAUGAAAAAACUGAAACCCAUCAGUCUUUUAAGCCGCAUAUGCCAUCUUCCAUUCACCAGCAAACUCAUCAAUCUGGCUCUGCUUCUGGGCUUGACCUUUAUAAUAAACCUAGCUUCAAGGUUUACAGCAAAGCUGAACCUGAUUUUCACCUCACUAUUAGGGACGGAAGAGUGAUUCUUUCUCGGUCAAAUCCUUCUGAUGAAUUCCAAAACUGGUUUAAAGAUGAGAAGUACAGCACAAGAGUGAAGGAUUCGGAGGGAUGUCCUGCCUUUGCUUUGGUAAACAAGGCCACUGGUCAGGCCAUAAAGCAUUCCAUUGGAGAGGCAAACCCUGUGCAGCUGAUUCCAUACAAUCCAGAUGUUCUUGAUCAGUCUAUCCUAUGGACCCAAAGCAAGGACUUGGGUGAUGGUUUUAGAGCUGUAAGGAUGGUUAACAAUACCCACCUGAAUGUUGAUGCUUUUCAUGGUGAUAAGAAAUCUGGUGGGGUUCAUGAUGGUACCACUAUUGUGCUCUGGAAAUGGAACAAAGGUGAUAACCAACGAUGGAAGAUCAUUCCAGCUCAGUACUGAAAUUAUGUGUGAUGGCGUUGCCAUUUCUGGAAGCUAUAUUGUAUUUGCUGAACCUUGAAUAAAUUCUCGGGAGAAUUGGUUUUUGUUCGUUUUGAGAAUGUUUUGUGCUUUGCGUGCUUUUUGGUGUGAAAACUUUGUGGCAAACACUCUUUUAGCCCUGUCUCUAUGUAUGCUAUUAUUUAUUAUCGUUAAUAAUGCCAUGUUGUGUAAUCAAUCAAAACAUAUAUCACAGAAUUUGCACGGAUAAAACCUACUGCAUAUAUUACCAAACAGGUUUUUUGGUGUUGUA